AUGUCAACAAAUAUAUGGAUAGCAGCAUCAGAUAAUAAAAUAGACCAAGUAAAACAAUUAAUAGAAUCAGGUCAAUUCACAUCAAAUUCAAAAGAUCCAAAUGGAUAUACACCAAUUCACGCAGCUGCUUCAUAUGGAAAUAUAGAUUUACUAAAAUACCUUAUAACAAAGGAAGGUGAUAUAAAUAUUCAAGAUAACGAAGGAGAUACUCCAUUACAUCAUGUUGAAGAUCUUACAACUGCUAAAUAUUUAGUAGAGGAAAUAAAAGCUGAUUACAAGAUAAAAAAUAAUGAUGGAUUAACUGCAAUGGAAUAUAUAGAAGAAGAAGAUGAAUUUCCCGAAGUUGCAAAUUAUUUAAAAUCAUUAAUUCAUGAUAAACCUACAAAUAAAGAAAUAGAAAAAGCAAAUGAUUUUUUACAAAGUCUACCUGAACCAGGUAAUGUAAAUGGUCAUGAGAUAAAAUAUAGUUUACAAACAGAUACUGAUGAAGCAAUAAGUGAAGAAGAACUUCAAAGAAGAAGGGAAAAAAUUGAGAAAAUAUUAGCUAGUGAGAAUCCUGAAGAAGGAUUAAGAGAAUUAGUUACUAAUGCUGUUCAUGAGGGUUUGUUACUGUAUCAACAGGAUUCUAAAGGUGAAUGUGAUGAUGAACAACCAAGUUUGAAAAAACAGAAAUGA
Lodderomyces jiufengensis is the source of this 675-nucleotide messenger RNA. RefSeq lists its product as uncharacterized. The transcript has a single exon. Gene Ontology annotation, molecular function: protein binding. Lineage: Eukaryota; Fungi; Ascomycota; Pichiomycetes; Serinales; Debaryomycetaceae. Bases 1 to 675 code for a protein of 224 amino acids. The record is from RefSeq and is a predicted model, not a curated record.